AUGGGGGGGAUGCUGGCGCUGCCCCCGGGGCAGGGACCCCACCAGGUGGGCUGCACGGAUGUCAUGGUGGGGCACACGCCGCAGGGGCUCUUCCUCCGCCUCUUCUACCCGUGCCUGCCCCGGGCAGGGGCCGUGGAGCCGCUCUGGAUCCCUCGCCCCGAGUACUGCGGGGGCCUGGCUGAUGUCACCCUCGGCCGCCGCUGGUGCUCGACCCUGCUCAGCAUCGCCGUCGGCUCCUGCAGAGUCCCAGUGAGCUGGAACGGGCCUCUCAAGCCCUGCAGCAGUGGGUACCCCCUGAUCAUCUUCUCCCACGGCCUGGGAGCCUUUCGGACCUUGUACUCUUCAAUCUGCACAGAAUUGGCCUCCUGGGGCUUCGUGGUGGCAGCGCUGGAGCACAGGGACCAUUCUGCUGCCACCACCUAUUUCUGCACAGCCCAGGCUGGGACGGAGGAGUGGAUCCCCUUCCAGCGGGUGCCCCAAGGGCAGAAGGAGUUUUAUUUCCGAAAUAAACAGGUUCACCAGAGAGCUCAGGAAUGCGUGCGGGCACUGCGGCUCCUCCAGGGCAUCGCCGGCGCCAGCAGCGACCGGGACAUCGCUCAGCAGGGCUGGGAUCUGUCCGUGCUGAAGGACAACCUUGAUCUGACCAAAGUGGCCAUCAUGGGCCAUUCCUUCGGGGGGGUGACAGCGGUGCUGGCCUUGGUGAAGGAGCCCAGCUUCAGGUGUGCCGUGGCUCUGGAUGCCUGGAUGUUCCCUCUGGAGAACCUGCUGUACCCGGAGGUGCCCAAGCCUGUGCUCUUCAUCAACACCGAAAAGUUCCAGACUCCGGAGAGCGUUGCCAAAAUGAAGAGGCUGAGCUCCAGGAACAGCCAGACGAGGAUUGUGACCAUGCUGGGAACCGUGCACGAGGACCAGACCGACUUUGCCUUCCUCCCUGGGAAGCUUUUCAGCCGCAUCUUUGGCAGGAGAGGCACCCUGGACCCCCACAAGGCUCUGGCCAUCACCAGCCGGGCAGCUCUGGCCUUCCUGCAGAGGCACCUGAAGCUGCAGGAGGAGUUUGGCCAGUGGGACGAGCUCCUGGAAGGUGUUGGGGACUCGGUGGUUCCAGGUGUCCCUUUCAGCCCCUCUCGCCUGUAGCUGCUCCGAGGGCACUGCUGCCAGCUGGGCUCUGGGAAAGUGACUCCUGCUUGCCCGGAAUGGAGGAGCCAGGCAGGGCAGGAAGACCCCUGAGGAAAGCAGGACCUGGGGACAGUGCUGGUGGCCACCGAGGUGCUCUGUGAAUGUGCCAGGAGAGCCCUCCCUGCUCGUGUGCCUGCCCUCAGGGCUGUGGGACUGGGGGAAUAAAAUCCUCAGGGAUAAAGACUGA
Messenger RNA from Sturnus vulgaris (Common starling), 1363 nucleotides. RefSeq names its product platelet activating factor acetylhydrolase 2 (gene PAFAH2). NCBI's taxonomy places the organism in Eukaryota, Metazoa, Chordata, Aves, Passeriformes, Sturnidae. Gene Ontology annotation, molecular function: 1-alkyl-2-acetylglycerophosphocholine esterase activity. The record is from RefSeq and is a predicted model, not a curated record.